GCUCUCCGCUUCUAAUCAGCACAGCCAUCCAGUUUGAAGUGAAACUCCAGGUGGAAGGAUCGCUGCUCCUCGGUUCAUCCAGAGGAGGAAUACCAGGAAAGGAUUCCGCAUGGGAUUACGUUUUUAACGCGGACCGGAUUAUAUUACCUCCUCAGGUGGAGCAGUAAUUCAAGAACAUCUGGCUGAGCUGCUGAACCAGAACAUCAUUCAUCAUGAUCAGAUCCAUUACUGUCAUCUUCUACGCGUUCCUCUUGUCUUGGGCAUGCUGGGCCAAGCCUAAUGGAUCAAAGAGCAAGAAACCAAAGCAAGUUGUUCCUGAUAUAGAGUGUGACGUCCGAGCAGGGAAGAUUAACCUUCCAGAGUUCAUUGCCAAGUGUCCAGCACACUGUAAAGAAACCAAGCAGCAGGUCUACGGGACAGGCGUCUUCGCCUCCAUCUCCAGCAUCUGCAAUGCAGCCAUCCAUAGUGGAGUCAUCACAAACGCAGGGGGGAAAGUAAUUGUGAGGAAGAUGGCCGGGCAGAACGUCUACAAAGGCAGCAACUCCAACGGGGUGCGGUCACUGUCCUUACCCAAGUGGAGGGAGUCAUUUGUGGUCUCAGUUGGGAAACCAAAGAAAGGUGUCAUCUACCCAUCCACUCUGGACUACGCUCCUUCAAGACCAACCUAUGUGAAGACAGGUUCAAAGGACACCAAAUUAGCUGCGUUCACGACGCUGCCGCCAACAACAGCACCUGAAGCCACCACAACGACCCCUGAACCGACAACCACAACUGCUCCCACCACCACCACCACUAUGCCUCCGCCACCACCCACAACCACCAAAGCCCGGGCCGCAGUGCAUAAAAUCAGGGACGCAGGCAGCAGUCACCCGUACCUUGCCCAUGUGGCUGCCGCAAGUUCAAGACAGUCACAGAGUGCCCAAGGAAAGAGUCCAAGCCAAGUGUUCAGAGGUAGCUCCUACCCAAACAGGUAUCCACAGCGGGCCAGCGCAGGUUUGCGCCGGCCAGAGGCGGGCUCAGCCAUCAGGAGGCAACCAUCCUCUCCAGUCGGCCCAGCUCUUAACAGGGCUCCACCCGAGCGGACCCCGACAACGAGCCAGUCGAAUUCUGCUUUCCCCAGGAGAGACUGGCCACCCUCUUCUUACUCUCGCCCUGACUGGUUCCCAGGAGCUCGACGACCAGCAGAUGUUAGCUAUGCAGUUCCAGACUCAGGAUACGCAUGGAGUGAGACAGAAACACCUGAGAUGCCAGCUCGGGAUCUCAGGCCUGAUAUCUCAGAGUAUGAACGCUGGCUUUAUAGCUUUGGACCAUACCCCCCUCGCUCCACUGACUUAGAUGGCAGCCACAAAAUGCCCCUGCAUUUACCCCAAGGCAAAGUGGAGCCAGUAGAUGCCUGGAAACAGGAUGCAAACCCCUAUGAAUCAGGUUUUAGCUUGAGAGAACCAGAGGCGCUACCCAGAGCACCUGAACCCCCUGCAUCACAAGGAGACCCAAAUUGUAAGGUUGAUCUUGCCUUCCUGAUGGAUGGCAGCUGGAGCAUUGGGAAGCGGCGUUUUAAGAUCCAAAAAGACUUUCUGGCUGAGGUGGCUCAGGUCAUCAACGUAGGCAUGGCUGGACCAAUGAUGGGCAUCAUCCAAUACGGUGACGAGCCUGUGACGGAGAUCAGUCUGAGGGCCCACUCCAGCUCCAAGGACGUGAAGUCGGCCAUAGAUAAGAUUGUGCAGAAGGGCGGCAUGUCCAACGUGGGAAAGGCCCUCUCCUACAUCAACAAACAGUACUUCAGUGAUGCAAAUGGGAAUCGUGGAGGGGCUCCUAACGUAGCGGUGGUGCUUGUGGAUGGCUGGCCCACAGACAAGGUGGAGGAGGCUUCUCGACUCGCCCGAGAAUCCGGCAUUAACAUCUUCUUCGUCACCAUCGAGGGGCCUGAUGAGAAUGAGAAACAAAAUCUGGUUGAGGCCAACUUUGUUGACAAGGCUGUGUGCCGGACAAAUGGCUUCUUCUCCCUUCCCGUGAACAGCUGGUUCGCCUUGAGAAAGGCUGUGCAGCCGCUGGUGAAGCGGGUGUGCGACACGGACCGCCUGGUGUGCAGCAAGACCUGCCUCAACGCCAACGACAUCGCCUUCGUGAUCGACGGCUCCAGCAGCGUGGGGACGGGCAACUUCCGCACGGUGCUCCAGUUCGUGGCCAACGUCACGCGGGAGUUUGAGAUCUCGGACACGGACACGCGGGUGGGAGCUGUGCAGUACACCUACGAGCAGAGGCUGGAGUUCGCCUUCGGGCAGUACAACAACAAGGCCGAGCUGCUGAACGCCAUAAAGCGCAUCAACUACUGGAGCGGCGGGACCAGCACCGGGGCCGCCAUCACCUUCGCGGCAGAGCAGCUCUUCAGCAAAUCCAAACCCAACAAACGCAAGAUCAUGAUCGUCAUUACAGAUGGACGCUCGUACGAUGACGUCAGGGCGCCUGCGCUGGCCGUCCAUCGCCAAGGUGUGAUCGCCUACUCCAUCGGUAUCGCGUGGGCCGCCCAGGAUGAGCUGGAGUACAUCGCCACUGACCCCGACAAAGAGCACUCCUUCUUCGUGGACGAGUUUGACAACCUCUACAAAUACGUCACCAAGAUCAUCCACAACAUCUGCCAGGAGUUCAACUCUCAGCCCAGGAACUGAGGUCAUCAGUGCGACGGAGGGGGAGGAGCAUGUCGGAUCAGGGCCGUUUUUAUCAGAACGCUGACCGCAAACGUUCUCACCCUGCGGCCCCACAGAUGGCGUCUCCAGGUGGGCUGCAGGCACACACAGAUGUAGAGGCUAGAAUUUACACUUCCAGUGAAAAGCUUACAGACACUCAUCACGGGUACGAAAGUCACAUCAAUUUGGGUCUUUUAAUGAGUUUAUAUGAGCCAGAGUUUCACAGGGAACCGAUUUGACAUCAAGUCACAUCAGUGAAUUUCAAACGUAAGAAUUGAAUGCACGUGUUUGAAUAUAAUGUGGAUGUUUUCCAUUCUAGUCUUGGUCAUCAAAAUUAUACGCAAAAGUUAAAAUACAUAUACUUCCAACAACAUUUGAUAGCUGCAUGACAGCGGCAUGCUUACUAUAGCCAACAAUAAGCUUCUGUAGAAGUUGUGGCUGAAUAUUUGCAGAAUCGGUAGAGUUAAUUUCAUUUGGAUGGUUUUCUGGUUUUCAUCAAAGUUGUGGUCGAGGCUGGAGCUAGUCCAGACACUCAGUGAUUGAAUUAUUUCCAAAACCAGUUUUAAUGUGUGUUUAACUGCCACAGCUUGAACAUUAAUUCAGUACCAGUUUCUCAUUUUAACUGGGAAGUUUCUUGUUAAAACUAGAAAAUAUUCCCGUUCUUACACAUGCAAAACUCAUCAAAACAAGAAACUUUGACGUUAUAAUGAGAGAAAUUGUAUGUCUCGUUAUUACGGCAAAAUUUCUCCUGAGUUUUAUAUGUUGUGCUAACAGGAAGAAUAUGGUCCCCUGCAGUCUGUCGACCGCGGCUUGUUAAAACUCACUCUGUUUCUUCUACAGCAUUCAAAAAUCCCAAGAGGUGUGGCUGUUUUACUAUUAUGACCUUUUUGUAUUUAAAAGAGGAUACAUUUUGGUUUUAAUAAGAUCACUGGUUAUAACAAGUUUUUUUUUAUUAAUUAGUUGUCAAAUAUCCAGCCAGAAUUAAGCAGAAGCCUGAUUAUGGUUUAAAAAGCAAUCACACAAGUUCAAUUCUCUCAAAAAAAACAUAUUUGAGGCGGUAUGUAUAUAAAACAUUUUAACCCUUAACAAGUUUUAUAACCUAACUCCUGCUCUUGAAAUUCCUUGACAUUCUUUGUUGUGAGAACGAUUCAAACUCGUCUCUAAAGGCACAAAAUAAUCCCACGUUCAUUCUAACGAUGAGUUUUUGUAAACUUUUUCUUGUAACUGUAUUUGACCAUGGCUUUGAAGAUAAAUUAAAAAAUGUAUCAACACAGUAAAUUCUCAUGAAAAGCUUUAGCAUUGCACCAUUUGUUGGUGCCACAAACAACAACACUGUCAACUCUUUGGGUGGCCAGUUUGUGUGAUUUCCCUCGCACAAAAUGUAGGUCAUUUCUUAACAAGUUUAUCAACAGAAACUGAAACAAAACAGAAAGCUACAAUGAUAUACUGCAGUCACAACGCAACUCUUUUUGUGCGUUACUAGAAAGUGAUUCCAACAGAAUAACCUUUGCGGACAUAUGCAGGUUUAACACAUUCCUAACAUUUCCUCUAAUGGCUUCGUAUAUUUCAUAAACUUGUUAACAUGGUGCUUUCAUAUGAUUACCUGUGAAGAGGAUCCUCUUUCUCAGCUGAGGCAUUUUGAUCUUCCUAACAGGAGAUGUAAUCUGAGUUCAAGUCAGAGACUAUGGUGCUGUUUAUCUAAUUUUUAUGUGGGUGUAAAAGCAAACCACCAGCAUGGAUGCAGACUUCUGUGAAACGUGGGGUUGUUUUAUGCAGUUUAUUUCAUCCCUUUCUGUAUUGUAAUAGCGAGCGGCUCCUAAUAUACCAAGCAUUUUGAAGUUUUAAGAGUAUUUAUGAUUUUUUUUUUUUUUUGCCUUUGUUUUCCUGUUUGUACAUAUGCUUAUUAAAAUGCUUUGCUUGUCAUGUUCACAUAAUUGAUCAUUUUUUGUUUUUAAUAAAACAAAUGAACAGAA
Molecule: messenger RNA, 4657 nt
Organism: Poecilia reticulata (guppy)
Lineage: Eukaryota; Metazoa; Chordata; Actinopteri; Cyprinodontiformes; Poeciliidae
Product: vitrin
Biological process (GO): extracellular matrix organization; positive regulation of cell-substrate adhesion
Source: RefSeq, a predicted model, not a curated record